Tricharina praecox is the source of this 381-nucleotide messenger RNA. RefSeq lists its product as uncharacterized. The record is from RefSeq and is a predicted model, not a curated record. Bases 133 to 345 code for a protein of 70 amino acids. Lineage: Eukaryota; Fungi; Ascomycota; Pezizomycetes; Pezizales; Pyronemataceae. The transcript has a single exon.
GGUAGUAGACACAACUGAGAGCGCCAAUCUCGCACCAAAUAUCAAUCCCAGGUAUGACGGCCGAUAUGGUUGAAGCCGGAGACCAUUGAGACCCGUGAAUGUUUGCGGCAUUGGCGUGUUUCCAUCACAUAUAUGUGGACCUGUUUUCCUAGUAGAUUUACAUUUAUUUACUGUUUUUUUACCUUCUGUUUUCUUCUGUCUUUCUUGAGGGCGCUGCCGGCGUGCGCCUGUUUCCUACUUGAGCAUCUACGUGCAUUCUCUACUCUUGCUUUCGUCCUUCGUCUCGCUGUCAUAGGGUUACCCUAUGUACAAAAUUUAGGAUCCAGCCCGCCCAACUCCGUCUGAUACAUAGCCCGGGCUGGGCUAUCGGCCCAUCAGCUC